CCCGCAGUCGCCUUGACGACCGCAGACGCUGUGGCUGCUCUGAGGUGCUGGCUGAAGCCCCGCAGAGGACGACGCUGGAGCCAAGGGCAUGAGGAACUGGUGUCUGUGUCAGAUUUGCACCUGCGGGUCAGAUUAUCGUCCUUAUGAAGUAAUCAAACAGACUCGCCACAUACCAGAAGAAUAUAAACCCAAACAGGGGGAAAUUGAUCUUGGUACUACCUACAAGCGAGAUUUUAAUCCUUUCAAAGUACAGCCUGUGGUAAAAAUCCGGCCUGUGGAAAGACAACAAGUUAAAAAAGGAAAGUUGGACACUGUCCCAACUUAUAAAGAUGAUUAUAGAUCUUGGGAUAUUCAGAAAUGUGAACUGUGUAAACCAGAGCAAGUUUACCAUCCCCCAGAUGUGAAAUUCGGAAACUCAACUACAUUUCAGGAUGACUAUGUUCCCCAGGAGAUAAAGCCUAGGCAAAGCUUUAAGCCCUGCUCUGUGGUCAAGUGUUCUGUAGGAUCCUUUAAUGGUGAGACAAGUCAUCGUCGGGAUUUUGUACCUCACCAACUAGAAGUCAAGUUUGAAAGGCCAAAAGAAGUUUAUAAGCCGAAUGACCAGCCUUUUGAGGAUCUCACCACUCACCGGAAUGACUUUCAGGGAUGUGCUGGAGAAACUGCAAAAAUCUGCAGACCUGCUUACACAAGAGUAACCCAAAACACUCAAUUUAAAGGAAGCACUGAAUUCCGUGACAGUUUCCAACCAUGGGAAAUCCCACCACCUAAAGUCAAGAAAGUAGCUGAGUAUGUGCCCCCUCCAGGAAGCAUGCAGUUAGACAGCACCACACAUCUUGACUAUGUUCCCUAUCAGGCCAGCCGUGUUGUUGCCAUCAGACCCAUUUCUCACAGGAGAAAAAGCAAUUUUCCUUUCCAAGGAAAAAGCACCAUGAAGGAAGAUUUUCCAGCAUGGGAAAGUUGUCGUCAAUCACUUAUUAAGCAGCAGCAACAGAUUCCCAACCCAUCUGGAAAAUUUGAUGGCUUGAGCACUUUCAGAUCUCACUUUGUGCCACAUGAAUUGAUUCCAACAGAGAGCUGCAAACCUUUAAAUACUGCUGCUAAGAGUUCGGUUCCACUUGAUGAUGUUACCAUGUAUUCUCUACAGUACACACCAAAGAAACAGGAAAUCUGCCCAGCUAGCUAUCCUUCUCCUCCAGGUUAUAUAUUUGAAAAUACAAAUUCCCAAGGACAUAAAUUCUUUCGCAAGAUAAUUCCUGCAAUGAAGGCCUUUUAGAGUUAGAGAGAGUUCAGUUUUUUAAGAGAAAACCCAAAUUUUAUAGUAAAAAUUAUAAGAGCUAUAACAUAACAUUUUUAGCUUUUUAAACAAGUUAGGACAUAUAGGUCAGAAUUCCCAAAUCCAUUUCAUACUAAUGGUUUGAACCAAGAAUACUCUUUGUUGUUCUUGUGUUUUGUUUUUUUGAAGUAGGGCCUCCCUAGUGUCUCAAGGCUAGUCUGGAACCUGAAGUCUGCCUGUGUCUCCUGAUCCAAGGUUGUUGUUUAAUGGACAACCCUGAAGGCUAAAUGAUGUGCGUGUUCAUCUAUCUACACAUGCUGGUGCAGGGCUUGUCCUCGGUCUUUUAUCACUUACACUUCUUUUUAUAGUCACACAAUUAUACAGCUACUCUGCCAUUUACCAAAUACAUUGGGACUGUCUAGAACAAAAUGUAAGGUUGAGAUAUGGAUAACUAUUCCAAAAAGUCCAGGAUUUACUCAUUCAUUUUAUUCAUUCAUUCAACCUCAACAUAUUUACAUAGACUAGAACAAGUCAAGUUUGGUUGGUGAUGUCAGAGACUACUCCUCUGCUCCUUGCCCUGUUCAACAUAGUAACAUGCAUUGUGAUUUGAAAAGGAAAGGUCCUCUGGGCUGGGAAUCAGAGGACCAGAUUUCAAAUACUAAUAUCAGAUUCUAUUUGUGCCACUGUAAGCAAGCUGCUCACAUACAUACCUCUGUGAUUCGUGUGUAAAAGAAUAUUGGUUCUGUCUACCUCAUAAAAGUUUGUUGUAGUACAUUUGGAUGCAUAAAGUACACAUGUAAAGGGCGAUUAACUACCUCCCAGCUACUUUUUGUACUGUUUUUCCUCUUCAAAUAAUAGUUACAGGAUAGUUACAGACUUAGUAUUCAUUACAUGUUCUACAGCAAAGAUUAUAAAACAACCUUUGAGUUUUGUGUAUUUGUGUAAUGUGUUUUGUAAUGUGUAAUGUGUUUGAGUAAUGUGUAUUUGUGAGAGGCAUCUGCCUACUAUAGUGUCACAAGAACUCUAUAACUUAUGGCAGAAAAUAGAGAACUGAGAUUAAAUACUUUGGUGUGAAUGGCUGUAUUUUCAAAAGGAAAAAUAUUUACUAGAGCAGUCUUAGGGAAAACUUUCAGCUCUGACAAAAUCUUCAGGACAAACUUAGGUACCUAUGCAUCCAGUGUCUACACCCAGUGUCACUGUUCACUAUUAAGAGCCGUAACUACCUUGUUCACCACUGAAAGUGUAAGGAUAAGUGCUAAGAAGGACAGAGAAGAGAUACCAGUGAAGGACAUGGAAAUAGCAUACUACACUUAUAAAUUCUGAAAGUUUCUGGAGAUCUAAGAUAAAGUGAUUAUUUUAAUAUUGAUCAUAUGUGGGAAACAAGAUUGAGUUUAAAAUGUUUAAUGUUUUCAUAGUUUAAGAAUAUGUAGUAUUUUAUUAAGUAUUUCUAAUUCAUUGAAAAUAAUUCCUAAUAUUUGCCUUUAUUAUAAAUACAUAAUAUCUGGAAAAAUGUUUUAUGUGCAAUUAAUAAAAUGGAUUGAU
Molecule: messenger RNA, 2815 nt
Organism: Phodopus roborovskii (desert hamster)
Lineage: Eukaryota; Metazoa; Chordata; Mammalia; Rodentia; Cricetidae
Gene: Saxo2
Product: stabilizer of axonemal microtubules 2
Exons: 3
Coding region: 89-1273 (394 amino acids)
Biological process (GO): microtubule anchoring
Cellular component (GO): ciliary basal body; sperm flagellum; cytoskeleton
Molecular function (GO): microtubule binding
Source: RefSeq, a predicted model, not a curated record